Molecule: messenger RNA, 792 nt
Organism: Entamoeba invadens IP1
Lineage: Eukaryota; Evosea; Mastigamoebida; Endamoebidae
Exons: 1
Coding region: 1-792 (263 amino acids)
Source: RefSeq, a predicted model, not a curated record
AUGAGUAAGUUAGAAAUAGUCUAUAUGAUGAAUGUUGCGCUUUAUAUCAACACUGUAGAGUCCCUCAAAACCUUUAUAAAAGUCAACAAGAAGUGUAGUUCAUGUCUUAAUGGUCUCUAUAUCAAUCCAUUCAUAGAUGUCGCAGUUCAAUGUUUUUCGAUGUUCAAAGAGCAGCGCAAUGCAUUAUACGCCUCAAUAUUUUUAUUUAUAUUAAAGGCGUUCCCCAAAAUUGAAACGUUGCAGUGUGUUGAUUAUAUGUUGGGAGAUGACAAUAAGGUGAUAAAUAAAGUGAAGAAAAUCCGCCUUGUGAAGACUCCACACAACAGAAAUCGGUUGUCUGGUGUUGUUAAAUUCACACACAACCACCCUAAAAUUGCGCCUCAAGCAAUUCCAAAAAUAGCGAAUUUGUUUGUUGUGACGAAGAAUAAGGCAGUUAUACCAAAUGAGACGUAUACGAGUCUUGAGAGUGUGCAGAUUGAUGGGUGGAUCCGCAACAAAGAUUUGUUGAGUGCGAUAUUUGGACUUCCCAAUGUGAAAAAAGUGACGAUUUGGAAUUGCACACAUUUCACUUAUUUGAACACAAUUUGUGAGUGCAUUUCUGAAGUCAAUUUAAAGCACCAACACAAAUUGGACAACGUCAACAUUUCUGUGUUUAUUGAGAAAAGCAUUUCAACAGAAAUCUACAGAGAAGAGUUUGAAAGUGCGUUUUUAGCACUCAAACAGUUGGGUGUGAGUGUGUACUACAACACAGAGAAUGUCAUAGACAACUGUUACGUGUUAGACGAGUCCUGA